GAGAGUGCAAAGGGGCGUGGCGUCGCAGCAGCGGCGACCAAUGGGGAGGCGGCACUGACGGGCGUGGAGGGGAAAGGCAGCGGCUGCGGCGGCGGCGGAGCCUGCAGAGUCCGUAAUGAUGAACGGCUCUGACCUCGCUGGCACGACGACGGCGUCCACUCCCAAAUCCAAAGAGGACCAAGUAGUGAACGGCCACGAUGAGAAGGACAACAACCCCUUCGCCGAGUACAUGUGGAUGGAGAACGAGGAGGACUUCAACAGACAGGUGGAGGAGGAGCUGCAAGAGCAGGAGUUUCUGGACCGCUGCUUCCAGGAGAUGCUGGAGGAGGAGGACCAGGACUGGUUCAUCCCAUCGCGUGACCUCCCGCAGGGCGUGGGGCAACUGCAGCAGCAGCUCAGCGGCCUCUCGGUGGGCGACAGCCACGGCUCCGAGGACAUUCUGAGCAAGAGCACCUUGAACCCAGACGCUAAGGAGUUUGUGCCGGGGGUGAAGUACUGAAGGUCCCCGGUGGCUUUGGCAAAGACUGUGUCGGUGCUGCGGGACGGCGUCGGGAGAGGCUCCAUCCCGGCGGGACUCUGCCGUAGCGGAAUUGCUGCAAUCUUCUCCCUCCUCGCUCUUCGCUUCCACCUCCGGUUCUUCGUUCUUUGGU
Messenger RNA from Cuculus canorus (common cuckoo), 650 nucleotides. It is a transcript of the gene PAIP2B, whose product is annotated as poly(A) binding protein interacting protein 2B. The coding region runs from base 116 to 499 and encodes 127 amino acids. Gene Ontology annotation, cellular component: cytoplasm. Gene Ontology annotation, molecular function: mRNA regulatory element binding translation repressor activity. Gene Ontology annotation, biological process: negative regulation of translational initiation. NCBI's taxonomy places the organism in Eukaryota, Metazoa, Chordata, Aves, Cuculiformes, Cuculidae. The transcript has 4 exons. The record is from RefSeq and is a predicted model, not a curated record.